Messenger RNA from Ctenocephalides felis (cat flea), 372 nucleotides. RefSeq lists its product as uncharacterized. The transcript has a single exon. The coding region runs from base 1 to 372 and encodes 123 amino acids. NCBI's taxonomy places the organism in Eukaryota, Metazoa, Arthropoda, Insecta, Siphonaptera, Pulicidae. The record is from RefSeq and is a predicted model, not a curated record.
AUGGGUAUGUUCAUUGAUAGUUUCCAUGCAUUUUCAUUAGUUGAAGAAAGAGCGUUUAAAAAGUUGAUGCGGUGGAUACCAGGAUAUGUUCUUCCAUCUAGAAAGACUGUUUCAGGAUCCAUGCUCGAGGAGCAAUACAACAAGGCAGUUGAAAAUACAAGAGCAGAAGUUUUAGCUGAAGCACAAACUAUUUGCAUAACAUUAUAUGUUUGGACUUCUAGGGUUACUGAAGCAUAUGUGGCAGUUACAGGCCAUUAUAUUACAGACAAUUAUAACUUAAAAACUGUUUUUCUCGGAUGCUGUCAAUUUGAAGGAGCGCAUACAUCAGAAAAUCUAGCAAUAGAAAUUCAAACAAUCCUUGACAAUUGGUGA